Alternaria hordeiaustralica is the source of this 840-nucleotide messenger RNA. RefSeq lists its product as uncharacterized. The transcript has a single exon. The record is from RefSeq and is a predicted model, not a curated record. Lineage: Eukaryota; Fungi; Ascomycota; Dothideomycetes; Pleosporales; Pleosporaceae. Bases 1 to 840 code for a protein of 279 amino acids. Gene Ontology annotation, molecular function: transmembrane transporter activity. Gene Ontology annotation, biological process: transmembrane transport. Gene Ontology annotation, cellular component: fungal-type vacuole membrane.
AUGGCCCUUGUCUCCACUUACUUUGUCAAGCGUCGUGCUUUUGCGCUGGGCUUCACAGCGCUGGGGUCCUGCACUGGGGGCGUCAUUUUCCCGGUUAUCGUGCAGCAAUGUCUACCCAGCUUAGGCUUUCCAUGGACGAUACGCAUCAUCGGCUUUAUCAUGUUGCUCAUGAAUGCCAUCACCAUCGGCUUGUACCGUACCCGGCUCCCUCCCAGGAAAAGCGGUCCAUUGGUCGACUGGGCGAGCUUCACAGAACUGCCAUAUGCUCUGUACUGUGCUGGUGCCUUUUUCAGUUUCUGGGGGUUGUAUUUCGCUUUCUUCUACAUUGGAAGUUAUGCGCGAAAUGUUCUUGGUGCCAGUUACCAGCAAAGUAUCAAUCUGCUUCUCGUGCAAGUAUGCAUGGGGUUUAUCUUUCGCCUACUGCCGACCUACUAUGCCGACAAGGUUGGUGGGCUUAAUGUUCUUAUACCGUUCGCGUUUGUCUGUGGUAUCAUGAUGUUCGUAUGGAUUAGAAUCAACUCCAUCGUCACCCUGUACAUAUUUGCUGUCAUAUAUGGAAGCGGGAGCGCCGUUAUCCAGGCGCUUUGGCCUGCGGUAAUCGGAAGUAUGAGUCAGGAGAGAGAUCUGAAGAAGUCUGGGGUGAGGAUGGGCAUGGCCUUCACCGUGGUGAGUAUAUCGAGUUUUACAGGUCCGCCACUAGCUGGAGCGAUUAUCCAGAGUCACAAUGGCAACUACACGUAUGCGAAUGUUUGGGCGGGUCUGUCUUUCUUUGUAGGAGGGUUUCUUUUACUUGCUACUAGGGUGUCGCUGGUAGGCUGGGACUGGAAGGCAAAAGUCUAG